AUGUUUUCAAUCCUCGCCUUGGCAACACAUAUACUAGCAAAUGUCACUGAAGCUGUUCGUCAGAUUCGAAUAGCAGGGGAUUUGAUGUUGGGUGGAGUGUUUCCGGUUCACACAAAGUCACAAAAUCCCGACGAACCAUGUGGAGAAAUCGCCGAAACACGAGGAGUUCAUCGAGUUGAAGCUAUGCUAUAUGCUUUAGAUCAGAUCAAUGCUCAAAAAGAUUUUUUGCGCGGGUAUAAACUGGGAGCUUUGAUCCUCGAUUCUUGCUCGAGUCCGGCCUACGCCUUAAAUCAAAGUUUAGAAUUUGUUCGUGAUAUGAUUGGUUCCUCAGAAGCUUCCGAUUAUGUUUGCAGUGACGGAAGCGAUCCAUAUCCUAAGAGCCCUAGUAAAAAGAAAAACGUGGUGGCCGUAGUUGGAGCGAGCUAUAGCUCAGUUACCGUACAGGUAGCAAAUUUACUAAGAUUAUUUCGAAUAGUACAAGUAAGCCCAGCUAGCACAAAUGCGGAUCUUUCGGAUAAAAACCGAUUCGAAUACUUUGCAAGAACUGUACCAUCAGAUGACUAUCAAGCAAUGGCAAUGGUUGAGAUUGCUAUCCGAUUUAAAUGGACAUAUGUCUCCCUUGUGUAUUCCGCAGAUGAAUAUGGAGAAUUAGGCGCCGAUGCGUUCAAGAAAGAAGCUCGCAAAAAGGGUAUAUGUAUAGCGAUCGAGGAACGUAUUCAGAAUAAGAAGGAGAGUUUUGAAGAAUCCAUUGACAAUCUCGUUAAGAAAAUGCAACCGGACAAGAAAGUCGGCGCAAGGGUGGUAGUGUUGUUCGUUGGAACUGAAUACGUUCCGGAAUUACUGAAGCACACUGCCGAACGUAUGAAACUCUCAGCUGGUUACAAGAAGAAGAAAAUCAUCUGGUUAGCGUCAGAGAGUUGGGAUCGGAACAAUGAGAAGUACAUGAUCGGACAGAACAAGCUUGCUGCUCAGGGUGCUCUCGUGUUGAUGCUGGCAUCGCAAAAAGUUCCUUCUUUUGAUGAGUAUUUGUUGUCGUUACGUCCAGGAACGGAAAAAUUUGAACGUAAUAAAUGGCUUCGAGAGCUUUGGAGAUCGAAGUACAAGUGCGAUUUCGACUUACCACCGGAAUCAACAGAAAAUCGAUGUGAAGAUGCAAGACAAACAAGUGAUAAUUUUCAUUCCGAUGAUAAAGUUCAGUUUGUCAUUGAUGCUGUCUAUGCCAUUGCUCAUGCCUUACAGGCAAUGAAGACUGCAGUCUGUCCGGAUGACGUCAUCGAAAGCUCGUGGAUUUCACGGUAUUCUAAGAAACCAGAUAUUUGUCAUGCUAUGCAAAACAUUGAUGGAGAAGAAUUCUACCAAAAAUACCUUCUUAAAGUUCGAUUUCAAGGUAAGUUAUCGUGUUUCUCCUUCCUUUUUCUUUUCUCUUCCUUUUUUUACAUCGUCGGAAAAAAUUUCAGAUUUUCACCUCAAGGUGAUGGACCAGCCAGCUAUACAAUAUUAACCUACAAACCAAAAUCUCUAGACAAAAAACGCCGUGUUCUUGAUGGCUACCAGAGCGAUGGAUCGGACUAUGUGGAAAUCGGACACUGGUCGGAAAACAAUCUAACAGUUGAUGAGGAAGAACUCUGGUGGACUGGCAUAGAACAAAUGCCGUUGUCAGUCUGUUCGCUGGAAUGUCGAACUGGAUACAGAAAACAAAUGAUCAAGGAUGAACAGUGCUGUUGGGCUUGCAGUAAAUGCGAAGACUACGAGUACUUAGUAAACGAGACAUAUUGUGCAGCGUGUGAGCUUGGAUGGUUAGUUUUUCACAAUUUUUUCUUAGAAAUAUUUUCCUUGAACAACUUAGGGUCCAAUCUUACUCUUUUUAUUUACUGCCUAUUCUUUUUAACGGUAAAGAAGGUAAAUAGAAGGUUUUGCCUAACCGAUAUCGCUGGCGGAAAGGAGAAAAAGCCGCUAAAUUCCAAAAACGAUGUCGCAGAACCAUCGCAAACUGGGACCUAUUCAAUUCGUUAA
Angiostrongylus costaricensis is the source of this 2013-nucleotide messenger RNA. Lineage: Eukaryota; Metazoa; Nematoda; Chromadorea; Rhabditida; Metastrongylidae. The record is from the annotation of a GenBank genome assembly.